This is a messenger RNA of Aspergillus luchuensis, 1002 nucleotides long. RefSeq lists its product as uncharacterized. The transcript has 3 exons. Bases 1 to 1002 code for a protein of 333 amino acids. The record is from RefSeq and is a predicted model, not a curated record. Lineage: Eukaryota; Fungi; Ascomycota; Eurotiomycetes; Eurotiales; Aspergillaceae.
AUGUCCGCUGGAUCCACAUUCCGCAACCACUGUGUACAGAUUGCCUCGCUUCUCGGGGCAAAGAUAUCAGACUCGACCCCUACCACCAUCUACAACGCAUUAAAGAAACUCCAACGCAUCCUAGACGACCUUGCCACGGCCACCGAUACGGCUGGUAGUGAUCUCUCCCUGUCUGAAAUCAUCAAAAGCGCCGUUUCCAACUUGAACGAACGGAAUAGCUUGUUAAACGAACGGAAUAGCUUGAGAGCGGAGAACCAGCGGUUGAAGGACGAGUGCAUUACCCUUCGCACAUUAUGUCGUGGUUUACAGGAGACCAACGGGAAUCUUGAAGGUGAUGUCAAUCGACUACAGCGUGAGCAUACCACGGUGAACGACGUUCUUGCUGAAGCGUUGGACCGUGCGCAGACCAUCACAGACGAGCUACAAAGCUGGAAGAUUCACGCGAAAGAAAUAGCCAAACGCGCAGAGCAAGCGCAGAAGGAGGCCGAGAAGCAAAUCGCCAAAGCACUAGAAGACAAGGCCUUGGCCGAGGACGCUCAAUUCUUUUACGAUGACAUGGAGGUAGCAGUUUCACUGAAGGGCGAAUUCGACCGCAUCUGGAAAGACACGCGCCAUCUCGGCUACAAGGCUAUGAAUGGAUCCAAGCAGAUGGCUAUACAUGCUAUCUGGGAAUACCUCUGCAGGAACGCUUGGGGUUGCGAUGACAUACCAGUGAGAUACAGCAACAGCAGCAGCACUCGGGGUAGCUUCUUCGGGAAGAAAAGCAACCCUCUGCAAAAUCUCUUUCCUAAGAAUUCUACUCACUGGGGAAGGCCAAUGUCCGAAGCUUUGCAAAGAUUGGUCGCCCGUGCUAAGGAGCUGCAGGGUGAAUUACAGGAAUAUGGAUUUCAAGCUCACAUUGAUCUAGUGGGUCAUCUUGACGAACGUCUGCCCCUGCCUAUAGACUCCGGAGUCAUGAUUUGUGUGGAGCAUAGGGUGGAUGGGUGUUUGGGGGUUUUGUAA